Messenger RNA from Prorocentrum cordatum, 3267 nucleotides. NCBI's taxonomy places the organism in Eukaryota, Dinophyceae, Prorocentrales, Prorocentraceae. The record is from the annotation of a GenBank genome assembly.
AUGCCGGCAUGGAGCACGCACGGGCGCGCUGGUGGCCCCUGUGCUGGGCAAUGGCACUCGCCAUCACGGUCCUCGGGGAACUCUACGGAGUGGAAGCAGGACCCUUCCGGCAAGUGGCACUGGAUCGGGACGAUGCCGUCUGCGCAAUCUCACUCCGAGAAGCGCUUGUGGGCGUGCCGGGGGUGCUCCAGCACGAACCACACGAAGACGGCCUGCGGCACGUGCGGCAUGAAGCGCACCUACUCCGACGUCGUAAGCCUGACUGCACGGCCGCCCAAUCCGGAGACUGGCAAGCCCGUCUCCAACAACCCCGUGGGCGGAGGCCCCUACCACAACCACACCAACGGCGACUACGCCACCGCCUACCUCACUAUCGUCACUGAUUUCGGAUAUCAAGCAGCCGAGCUCGAGGGCCGCCUGGCCGAGAAGCGUGCCGAGCUUCAGGCACUGCGUCUUAUCGGCCAACGCCUGGACGGUACGCGCGCGGCCCUCGAGCGCUCCCGGAAGCGUCGGGGGCAAGCCGAGCAGGCCAUGGCACUGGCUCAGUCGACGCUCACGGCGGCGGUCGAGGAGGAGAAGAGCUUGGCGGCACAGCUUGCGGAGCUCGAGGCCGCCGUCGGCUCCGACGCUACCCCUGCCGAGGCCUCGCUCGUCACUCUCGGCGAGCAGCUUGCCGCGGCGGUCGAGCAGGCGCGCUCCUUCGAGAACGUGGGCCCGGCCGUCGGCGACGAGGCGCAGCACGAGUCGGAGGCCUUGCUCGCUCGAUUUCAAGCGACACUCCAAGCGGCCGAGGCAGCGAUGCAUGCCGCGAAGACCGCUGUGCCGAGGCGGCUGAACGGCAAGCAGCCCAUCGAGCACCCUCCGGAGGCGCCGGAAGUCCGCGCCCCGGACAGGCGCCUGCCCAAGAAGCAGAAGGUCCAGUCCCACCUCGAGCACUGGUUUGGCCCCCUGAAGCCGUGUGGCUCGCUGACUGCUGCUGCUACCGCCCAGCCGCCGGCGUCCUUGGCCACCUCUGCUGCCAGGCCAUGCCACCUUGGGGCGACACCGCCGCAGCUAGGGGCCCUGGUCCUCGCCGACGCUGCAGUUGUCACGCUGAAGGUGGUGACCGCGGAUGCGCAGACGCUCCAUCCCCAGCAGGGGGGCUGCAGCUAUUACCGCACGUCCCUGGCCUUGAUGAAUGGCAAGGCGCAGAUCCUCGAACAACAAUUCAGGCAACGGGGAUUCUCGGCGGUGGGCCUUCAGGAGGACCGCGCCCGCCAAGCAGGGAAACGCAAGGGCGUCUACUUCACCAUGUUCGUCUCUCCCGCCACGAGUGACGGAGCACUUGGAGUGCAGUUUUGGCUUGAUCGCGAACUUGGCCAUCAUGUCGCUCAGUGGCGUGCGCGCUCGCCUCGCGUGCUGUUCGGGGUCAACGUCUCCCGCGAAGGCGCCGUGCACGUGUGGUUCUCUGCGCGCGCGCCGGCCUCGUGCACCGGCGCGGACGAGCGCCUCGAGUUCUGGACGGACCUCACUUCCGUUGCCGUCAACCUCCGGGCACGGUUCCCCAACGCCUUCUGGUUCGUCGCCGUGGACGCGAACGCGAGGGUAGGGAGGGCCCCGUCUGAGGCGUUCGGCACCGCUUGCCCCGAGCGCGAGAAUGAAAACGGCGCGGCCUUGCGCAUCUUCGCAGAGACGCUGCAACUCGUCGCCCUCAACACGUUCUCUGGUGCGGAGCCCACGUGGCACCACAACGCGAACACUUCACAUCGGAUCGACUAUGUCCUCAUCCGGAACGCCCACCAGACAUGGGCUUCCGACGUCCACGUGCGCGCCGACAUGGACCUAACCUUCAACGGGCGGCGCGACCACUCGGCCGUUUCGGCCGUUUGCGCUGUGCAGCAGUCCGCGCUGGGCUCUGCACCCCGGCCGCCUCCUCCCGUUCGCAUCGACAAGGCGGGCGCUGGGAAUGCGAAGUUGGUCGAGGCCUUCCAAACACGUCUGCUCGAGGCCCCUAUUCCUGAUGAGCCGCGCGUCGACGAGCAGCUGGCGCGAGUGAACUCCAUCGCAACGGAGGCGGCCCUGGACGUCUUCGGCCAGGCCCGGCCCCUGCCCCGCAAGCCGUGGCUGUCGCAGACCACGUGGGACAUGGUUCAGCUCAUUGCACCCCUCCGACGAUGUGCUCACCAUGCCGGGCGACACCGAUUCGCACGGUUUCAGCGAGCCUGUUUCGACGCGUGGCUUGCAGCACUGCCUGGGUGGAGGCUCCGGCGGGCACAGCAUUCCGCUGCGUCCCCUAUGUCGUCUUUCACCUUCUUCGCUCUGGGCGCAGCGGUGGACUCGCUGAAUGCCCAUGCGCGGGCGCGCGAACACGAAUCUUCGUUCUACGCCGCCAUUCUUGGAUUGCAGAAGUGCGUGCGCACGUCCCUUCGCGCGGACCGCAUGGAGUUCCUCGAUAGCAUGGUGAUGAAAGCUCAGGCGGCAGCUGACGCGGGUGACGUGCGCACCCAGUUCGCAGUCGCCCGCGCCCUCGGCGCACGCUCGGCCGUCGCCAACACAGAGGUGUUCCAGCUCGACGGCACCCUCACCCAGAACGCCUCCGAGGAGAUCGCACGCUGGGAGGAGCAUUUCUGCGACGUCUUCACAGGCGAGCUGACCACACUGCACGAGAUGCGACGCCCUGCACAGCCCGCCCACUGCGACCCGCGGCUGCUGGACGCGGGGCCCGCCGCGACGGCGGCGGCUUUCCGCAAGCUCGGCCGGAAUCAAGGCGUUGGCAUAGACGGCGUCCCCGCCGAGAUCUUGGUGGCUGGCGGGGGCCCUGCUGCAACCUUGUACGCUUCCGUCAACGAGCGGGUGCUUCAAAAUUACCAGUGGCCAUUGCAGUGGUGCGGCGGCCUCCUCCCGCACCUCCACAAGCAGAAGGGUGACCGCAGACUCUGCGACAACCACCGCGGCAUCCUCCUGGCUGACCACGCUGGGAAAGGCUUGGCUGGCAUCGUCAAGGACGCGUUGGGGCCCACCGUCAACGAGCACCUGCCAGCCACGCAAUUCGGAGCAGUGGCCAAGCGAGGGACAGAUUUCGCGACGCACAUGGUCCUCACUGCCACUGCCCUAGCCCAGGCGUGGCAUGCAUCACUGUUUCUGCUCUUCGUUGAUUUGACCAAGGCCUUUGACAGGGUUAUCCGGCAACUCGUCAUGGGCUGGGGCGGCGUGGACAGCGAGCACCGCGAGCGCCACCUCCGCCAGCUUGGAGUCGCCCCGCGAGCGGCCCGGCGGCUGCACGUGUAG